GCAUUGUUCAAGUGAUGAUGAUGAUGAUGAGACGUUCAUGGCCAGAUCUGACAAGUUGUCGUCGUAUGUACAGGGUGACACUGCGGCCACUUCAACAGAGGGACACGACCAGCAGGGAUGAAAGCGAGCGCGCCAGCUGCCGAUUGGGAUACCAACCAACAACACACACACACUAACUGGCACUAACUCGAUCUCGAGGACCGGAAGAAUCCAACACGAACUACAUACAACCUACCUGCAACGAGCCCGAGAACGGGAGUGUUUGGUGUUCAGUCGCCCGAAAGCAGUUCCUGACCGAUUCGAGCUUCAAGCAUGCCCACUUAUGGCGGAGACGAAGUCAGUGCCGUCGUAUUGGAUAUCGGGUCAAGCACUACUAGAGCAGGAUAUGCAGGAGAAGACACGCCGAAAGUGGUGAUCCCGACGUCGUACGGCUACAUCCCGCCGGCAUCCGACUCGGCCGAGCCCGGCGCGGGCAGCUAUUACUUUGGAGACCAUGGCCCGACGCUGUGGAGAGCCCAGAUGGAGGUGCGGAGUCCGAUGAAGGAGUCGAUGGUCGAGGACUGGACGGCCGUUGGGAAGCUGAUCACGACGGUGUUUGAUCGCGAGAUGAGGCUCGGCUUGCCUGCUGCAGUCCUCGAACCGGACGAGAAACGCGGCAUCCUCACCGAGCAUCCUCUCCUCGUCACCGAACCCUCCUGGAACUCCAAGGAAAACCGCGAGCGAAUGAUCGAGAUGGCCUUCGAAGAGCUCGAUACCCCGGCAUACUAUUCCGUCGAUCGUUCAGUCAUGGCUGCAUUUGCGGCUGGAAAAGGCACUGCAGUGGUUGUUGAUAUUGGCGAUGAUCUGACAACAGUGACGCCGAUCUGCGACGGAUUCGUCCUACGAAAAGGGAUACAGAAGUCACCGAUCGCGGGCAACGUAUUAUCGUCGCUCUUACUAUCGACGACGGAGAGUCUUCUCCCGACGCCCCUAUAUCCGCACAGUCUGAUAGCCAGCAAAGCGAGCCACCCGGCGCCCGUCGACCCCGACUCCGCCAUGGCCUCCGCCACCGAUGAGGAUCCUGUGCUCGUUCCUCCCGGCGUCACCCUCCGCGACGAGCGGCUGCCCGGAAAAGAAAACUCGAAAACUACCGACAGCUUUUUGCGUUACCAGAAGAUCAGGAUCAUGCAUGAUCUUAAGGAGUCUAUCUGUGAAGUCUUUCCAAGGACUUGGGAGGAAGAGACAUUAUCGGCGAUGCCAGGACGGACGUUUGAGUUUCCGAGUGGACAGCAACAACAGUACGGACGCGAACGAUACAUGAUUCCGGAGGUGAUAUUCAACCCAGCGAUCUCGCCCUGGCCGUUGGGGAAGCACGUUGGAGGGCGACAUCCGGGCUCGACGAUCAGCAUGGCUGAGGCCCCACUGCCGUUGUCCCAUCUACUCCUCGAGGCCAUCGCCGCCUCGGACAUCGACAUCCAGCCCACCCUCAACGCUAAUAUCAUCCUCACCGGCGCCUCGAGCUUGAUCCCCGGCCUCAUCGACAGACUCGACUUCGACCUCAAGGCGAUCUCCCCCGCUGUCAAAUUCAAAAUCUCCGCACCCGGUAACCUCGUCGAACGUAAAUUCGCCCCCUGGUUGGGCGGCAGUAUCUUGGCUAGUUUGGGCUCCUUUCAUCAGCUCUGGAUCGGCAAAGAUGAGUACAAAGAGCAAGGAAGAUCAGUGGUCCAUCGGAGAUGCAAAUAACCACUUCUUGUGUUUUUGUUUUUGUUUUGUGUGAGAUAAGAGGUUCAAUGAGACUAUCAGUUUUAUAAGUCUCUCGGAUCCGCCGCCGUGUGCCCCUUUUUUUGUAUGGGUACACAUAAUAUAAUAUACCAUUUGAUCCCCCCCCCCUUUUCCAAAAAAAAGAAGGAAGAGCCAGUUUGUUCAGUGUUUUGUGAAUGGGUCCUGGAGGGAUUGCGGGCGAUAUUGACGGCCGCUGGAGGAGACGUGUUAUAUACAUGGAUGGGGGCAGAGCUUACCCUCUCUCUCCCACACACACGACUCUUGGGAUCGCAGCAAUCCCUCAGCAUUCGUCACUCUUCCUUUUUCUUCUUUUCUUUUCUGCGCACUUCUUGUAUCACUCUUAUAUCACCCGCUCAACUUCCUCUCCACCCAUGCUAAUCUUUCCCCUCGAUAUCGCUGCAAAUUUUAGUGAAGGAAAAAGAAAAGAAAAACAGAGCUGGCCAGACUGAUUAGAAUCUUGAUGGGUCUGCUUGUUUUUUUGGCUCCUGAUGAUGAUGAUGAUGAUGAUG
Molecule: messenger RNA, 2270 nt
Organism: Puccinia graminis f. sp. tritici CRL 75-36-700-3
Lineage: Eukaryota; Fungi; Basidiomycota; Pucciniomycetes; Pucciniales; Pucciniaceae
Exons: 8
Coding region: 313-1722 (469 amino acids)
Biological process (GO): regulation of transcription by RNA polymerase II
Cellular component (GO): SWI/SNF complex; NuA4 histone acetyltransferase complex
Molecular function (GO): chromatin binding
Source: RefSeq, a predicted model, not a curated record